GAAUUCUGAGUUUUUGUUUGUUCAGAUUAAAUUUGAAAAAGCUGAACUCUUGUAGUCUUGUUUGUUUUAGUUUCUGCAAAGCAGGAAUUGUUAUAAAUAUUAAGAAUAUAUGAAGCCAGUCAGUUUCAGCUCUGCAGGCUUACUGUACUGUGUUGUUUUUCUGCUCAGCAGAAGGGCCUUGAUCACUAUGAAAGGGGGGCAGACUGUAGACCAGCCCUCUUGCCGUCUUCUUUUCAGAGGGGAGGCACGGGGAGAGCAGAGUAGCUGUUGAGGAAACACCAGAGCGAGCAGUGUUGUGUAGUUGCAAUGGCCCGGUUGAGUCUGUAUCGGACCCCUGCGGCGCUGCCCCUGUCCUGGAUGGAGAAGCCGGCAGCUUCAGGCGUGCGCUGCAGCAGCAGCAUGCCGGUGAUUCGACAAUCGUUCUCGGAGAGCAGCAGCAUCGUCAGGCCCUUUAAUGAGAUCCCUGGACUGUGGAGGAACAGCUCGAUCAACCUGUACAAAUUCUGGAAACAGGAUGGCUUCAGGAACCUGCACCGCCUCAUGCUGCAGAACUUCAACACCUUUGGACCCAUUUAUAGAGAGAAAAUAGGUUAUUAUAAAAGUGUUAAUAUCAUCAAACCAGAAGAUGCAGCAAUCCUGUUCAAAGCCGAAGGCCAUUACCCUAAAAGACUGAAAGUUGAAGCGUGGACGUCAUACAGAGACUACAGAAACCGCAAAUACGGAGUCCUGCUGAAGAACGGUGAGGACUGGAGAUCCAACCGCGUCAUUCUUAACAAGGAGGUGAUUUCCCCCAAGGUGCAGGAGAACUUUGUGCCUCUGCUGGACGACGUGGGCCAGGACUUUGUGGCCCGGGUUCACAAAAAGAUCAAGCGAAGUGGUCAGAACAAAUGGAGCACGGACCUUUCUCAGGAGCUCUUUAAAUAUGCGCUGGAGUCGGUGAGCUCGGUGCUGUACGGGGAACGUUUGGGUUUGAUGCUGGACUACAUCGACCCUGAAGCUCAGCGUUUCAUCGACUGCAUCACGCUCAUGUUCAAGACUACCUCCCCCAUGUUGUACAUACCUCCUGCUGUGCUGAGAAAGAUUGGAUCCAAGGUGUGGCGGAACCAUGUGGAGGCCUGGGAUGGCAUAUUUAACCAUGCGGACCGCUGCAUCCAGAACAUCUACAGGCAGCUGCGUCAGGAGACGGACACCUGUAAGAAGUAUCCAGGAGUUUUGGCUACAUUGUUAUUGCUGGACAAGCUGUCCAUUGAAGACAUCAAGGCCAGUGUCACUGAGCUGAUGGCCGGAGGAGUCGACACGACGUCUAUAACCCUGCAGUGGACGCUGUAUGAAUUAGCCAGACAUCCAAACCUGCAGGAGGAGCUGAGGGCCGAGGUGGCUGCUGCUCGAGCUGCAAGCCAGGGAGACAUGCUGGACAUGCUGAAGAGAAUUCCUUUGAUCAAAGGGGCUCUGAAGGAAACACUGAGGUUACAUCCAGUUGCUGUGAGUUUGCAGAGAUACAUCACAGAAGAUAUAAUUAUUCAAAACUACCACAUCCCAGCUGGGACCUUGGUUCAGUUAGGACUGUACGCGAUGGGCAGAGACCCCAAGGUGUUUUUCCGUCCGGAGCAGUAUCAGCCGUCUCGCUGGCUGAGGACCGAGUCUCAGUACUUCAGGAGCCUGGGCUUUGGCUUCGGACCCCGCCAGUGUUUAGGACGCAGGAUAGCUGAGGCAGAGAUGCAACUCUUCCUGAUCCAUAUGCUUGAGAAUUUCCGAAUUGAGAAGCAGCGCAACGUGGACGUGCAGAGCACCUUUGAGCUCAUUCUCUUACCAGACAAACCUAUCAUACUGACUCUGAAACCUCUGCAAGCUAACCAGUAACAUCAAAGCUUUAAAGGAAUUUGUGGAGCGCAUCAAGUUCAGUUCAGUUUUAUAACCUUUUCAUCUUAGUGAACUGCUAUURUCUUCACGCAGCACUGCAAAAUAAACACGAGUUUGUAUUACUGUAGAUAGAAAGCAUGAAAACAAGUAAAAACUAAAAAACAUACAUUAGGAAGCAAUUACCUCAGUGAUUCGGUAACUAAUGUAUUGUACAUAGCUUAGAAAACAAAAUGAUUUAAUAAUAAAAAUGUAUAAAAAGCAGGAAUCCAUUUGUACAUGGAAAAUAUUUAAAAAUGCACAUCUAUAGAGACCAAACAAUGUAAUUAUUGUUUCAGUUUUCUGCAUUUUAACAUAAAAUCAGAUUUCAGGGAUUUGAACUAUUGGGCUGAGCUUAUUCCACUAUUGAGAAGGUUUUAGUGUUAGGAGACUGAUCUUCUCAGAUUACCUUUUCAUGAAAAUUACAAUCCCCGUGAAUAAAAAUCCAUUCUAUUCUUUGUCAUGACACAAGUCUCUUUAGCCUCCUCUUUGCUUUCUCUGACCACACAUUGUCCCCUUGAUUAACUCACAAACACAUUAAAUUCAAGAUACUAAA
Molecule: messenger RNA, 2452 nt
Organism: Austrofundulus limnaeus
Lineage: Eukaryota; Metazoa; Chordata; Actinopteri; Cyprinodontiformes; Rivulidae
Gene: cyp11a1.2
Product: cytochrome P450 family 11 subfamily A member 1, tandem duplicate 2
Exons: 9
Coding region: 307-1860 (517 amino acids)
Biological process (GO): glucocorticoid biosynthetic process; cholesterol metabolic process; C21-steroid hormone biosynthetic process
Cellular component (GO): mitochondrial inner membrane
Molecular function (GO): monooxygenase activity; oxidoreductase activity, acting on paired donors, with incorporation or reduction of molecular oxygen; heme binding
Source: RefSeq, a predicted model, not a curated record